Molecule: messenger RNA, 672 nt
Organism: Penicillium egyptiacum
Lineage: Eukaryota; Fungi; Ascomycota; Eurotiomycetes; Eurotiales; Aspergillaceae
Source: the annotation of a GenBank genome assembly
AUGCCCGAAUUUUUGCCAAAGCAGAUUUCAAGCGCGAGUGAAAGAGAGUUUGUCUCUGUGGCUGGCAUCUCAAACUCCUGCAAAAUGGAUUUGGUACCAGCCCCAAAAGGAGAGGCUUCGCUAAAGACCACCGUGGUCGAAGUGGAGGCCGUGGAUAUGGAGGAACAGUACGACAUGGAGGACGACGCGCCAGACCUCGCACUUGAAAUCUCAUCAGAUUUUGAGUCGGACAGUGAUGAUUCUGAAGGAUGGGAUAACCUGUCUCACUGCGAUGAAGCGAUUCAGUUCCUACGCGAUGACCAGAUCCGCGACGGCCUCGUUCCCGGUGCCUGUACUCUCGAAGAGGCAACUGCAUAUCGACAGCGUCUGCAUGAGAUUGGUAAGGCGGCUUUCGUGGAAGAGACCAUCCUCCGCGAAACCGUCACGGCCAAAAAGCUAUGCACGGCGUUCGGAAUCGCCCCCCCGGCAUUCCUCGACGGCGCGCCAGAUGAGUCUUAUCAUUCUCUUCUGGCGGUCGCGAUCUCGCGCGAGUUCGCUCGGAGGCCCAAGCUUCCCCAGUACAACACCAUCGAUGAUGCUGUUCGGCUUCUUCGCGAGUCUCGGAACAUCAUCGUUCUAACUGGUGCAGGCGUAUGUUCAUAUUGGAGUGUUCAGAACCUCCCUGAUCCAUAA